CGCGGGAAAAAAUGCGUCCUGCUCGCGCUCGAACUGGAGACUGAUGAAACCUUCUUCGGCCCAUAAAGAGAGCUAAAUAAUGGAGUAAUCUCUCCUUUUUUGACGGCGAUAGGAGUAAAUCGCUUCUCGAAGAUUCUUUCCUUCAGAUAUCUUUACUAUUUGAUUCCAGAAAAAAUGGGCUUCAUUGGUAGUAUUGAAUCUUCUCAACAGGCAAGGGAUUUUUUACCUACAAUUCAGUCAGUCUCUAUGAUUGCUAGCACCCAUGGUUGGUCCAAAAAUGGUUUGAGAGAUCAUAAAGCAGGCCUUGAUCAAAAUCAUACAGAGACACCUGCUUUUGUUGUUGCAGAAUCAGAAACCAAAGAUUUUGAUAUUGAAAAGCAGGCGGAUUAUACUGAAGGAUUGUCUGAUGAGAGUGAGUAUAGGUGGUUGUCUUCAGAUGGUAAGUCUUCAUCAUUGUUUAGUUCUGAUGACUCGCAAGAUAUUUGGGAGUUUGAUUGCUGGGAUCUGUCUCUCCAUGAUCCGUUCUCUUCAUCAUUGUCAUUAUCUGAAAGCUAUGAAGUUCUCUUGAAUAAUGGAAAAGGUUUUCUUGUCUUUGAUGGGCCUAAAAUGAGUUCUACAAGCGAAACACCCUUAGUUCUUGGCAGACCAUGUGAAGAUACUGAGGGGAAAGGGCUGAAGGAGGAAUUCAUUUUGCAGUUACAUGAAACUGUCAGAGAUGAGGUAAAAGAUCCUCAGAUUGGCCAUUCAGAGAGUGGUGAUACUUCAUAUGAGAUAUUUGUCAGUGAGAACUCAUCAGUUACUAAUUGUCCUGGUACAUCCUUCAAUCCCUGUGAUGAUACACCAUCUCGAGAUUUUGAUGGAACAGACAUAUGGGUAUCUUCAUUGGAUCUUGAAGGGGAGGAUUCCAAGUUAAUACAAGAUAAAGAACAAGUGUCCGACAUCUUUGAUUCUGAUUUUCCCAGUCCUUCCUUUAGUGCCAAACAGAAUUUCCAAAUCAUUCCUACCAGCUGUUCUUCAAGGUUUUCUAUUGUCCAUUCAGAUGAAGUGAAGAAUGCAGUAGAAGAAUCUGAUUCUGAUGAACCUCUCUUUUGGCCAUUUGAACAUAGCUCCUAUAGAUGCCCUGAAUUCAAGAACUUCCUAUGCUUGUCACCUCCUAAGGAUGGAGGAAUUGAUUGUAUUUCUGGUCCACAUGAAUCAAAACCAAUCAGGUUGAAACUCCAUCAAAAGAACUUCCCAGCAGGCAGACAGGUCAGCCAAGGAUAUGGAAGAAGGAUUACAUUCGGUCCAACACCAAAGUCAACUGUUGCAGAACGUAAAACCAGAGGUUGUGACAAUGAUGUUCAGAAGACUGCUGCUUCACCUUCAAGGUUGAGAAAAUUAAGCAGAGCUACUUCUGACCAGCAUCCAUGCAACAUCUCAAAGAAAAGAAGACCACCUCCAGUAAAAAUUGAUGUGCCAAAACAUGCUAGCGGUCAGCAGAUCUUGCAUCAACCUCUGCCAGAGUUUGAAGCUCACAAUUUGCAUGAAUUGGUCAUGCAGGGAGUUCCGAUUGAAAAGUUUGUUGGGCUGAAUGAAUUUGACGGUCAUGAAGGCAUUAAUGUAGAAUUUGAGGAGGAUCAGUUUACUUUUUAUGCAUCACCCUGCAAGACUAUAAGGGUGAUGCUUGCUGGGAAUAUCGAUUGGUCCAUGGACAACAGUGAUCAUGAGGGCUGCAACCAUUCUGCUAUGGGCAUCGAUGAAAGCAGUCAACAAACAAAUGAUUGUGCUUUAGCACAUGCCAAAGGCAAAGAAGAUAUUUUAGAUGAGCAAUUGGGAGAGCGUCAUGUACAUGAUUGUCUUUUGCUUUCAGAGUAAGGAGAUUGGUGGUGUUGUCUGCUUCUCAAACAGCUAAUAACCCAGUGCCUCCAUCGUUGCAUUUUCGAGCAAAAAGUUGUGCAUUAAUGGAAUUUCGAUAUGGGAGUCAGUACUGGAUCAGCACAAUGAGAUGAGUGCUCAUGGUCUUGGUUUUUAGCAAGGAUGGAACAGUAGAGUAGUCUAUAGCUGUGGCUUGCUAAACUCAUGCUACCAUUGUAGCCUGGAGCACUUUGUCGGUGACUGGUCCAACAACGUUCUGCAAAUGAGUUCUCUGUUGCUUCACUGCCAUUGCAAGCUGGAGCAGUGGGAUUUUGCAUUAUGGAGUUGCGCAUGGUUCAAUGCAUGUUUUGGAGGAGAAUAUAAAAAAAUUGUAGAUGAGUCUUUAGCUUGAUGUGAUCUUAGUUAAAUGAGCAGUCUUUACAUUCCCUGUAUUAUGUUCAGAUCCAAGUUUUAAAUUCCAUGGGAUAGGGAUGUUUUGGUUUCUCCACGGGACAACACCCAUCCCAUCCCAGCAGCGGUUGCAAUCACAC
Messenger RNA from Elaeis guineensis (African oil palm), 2384 nucleotides. RefSeq lists its product as uncharacterized. Lineage: Eukaryota; Viridiplantae; Streptophyta; Magnoliopsida; Arecales; Arecaceae. The record is from RefSeq and is a predicted model, not a curated record.